This is a messenger RNA of Cyprinus carpio (common carp), 1368 nucleotides long. RefSeq lists its product as uncharacterized. NCBI's taxonomy places the organism in Eukaryota, Metazoa, Chordata, Actinopteri, Cypriniformes, Cyprinidae. Bases 38 to 1246 code for a protein of 402 amino acids. Gene Ontology annotation, molecular function: sequence-specific DNA binding. The record is from RefSeq and is a predicted model, not a curated record. The transcript has 13 exons.
GAUUCGUUUACUGGUUCUUUUUUCAUGUUAUCUGUGCAUGGCGACCUAUGUCUCUGAGUGCUACGAAUUCCCGCUAGCUGACGGCUUGAGAGUGAGAGAGUGGCUCCGGCGGAUGAGAUGGCAGAACUGGUGGCCAACUGGGAACUCAGUCCUGUGCUCGGAUCAUUUUGAGAAGGACUGCUUUGAACAAGUGGGCAGCCACAAACGACUGCGCAAAAAUGCCGUCCCGACUAUCUUUAACUUCCCUAAACAUCUGCAGUGGAAGGUCCCAGCUGUCAAGAGACGAUCUCUGAAUCGUAAGCCAGUUGAAGUGCCUAUCAAAACAAAACCAACCGCAGUAUCGGCACCAGUAACACCACGGCUUGAGGGGAAGUUUGUUCGUGUGCCUGUGGAUUCUGAUGGGUCCAGCCUUGGCCUCUUGCACGCUGGCAGCUUCCACGAUGACUACUGCAAACCACAGAGCUUUCACUGGAUGAAGCUUUCGGAGGGUGAUGAUGAGGCUGAUGAUGAUGAUGAAGAUGAUGAUGAUGCUAGUGAUCCUGGAAAUGACGUCGCCUAUGAUGAUGAUGCGCCUCUUGAAACACCUGAAAAUCCAAGCACUCAGUUUAUCCGGGUGACGGAGAGAUGGCAGUGGCUGAGUAUAGAUGUAACAGGGCCUUUUCAAGAAAGCAAAGGCCCCUAUAGCCACAUCGUGGUCAUCUGUGAUUAUUACACCAAGUGGAUUGAAAUCUUUCCAUCAGAAAAGCCUAAUUCUGAUUCCAUUGCCCUGCUUAUGUGUGAUGCCAUUUCCCGAUACGGGUUUCCUCUGGGAUUUCUCACACCUUGGGGUGCUCGAGGGAUCCAGGUCCGAACGGUUAACAGAGCCCUCAAUAAUAUUCUGAUGAUAAAGGACAUCUCCCUCGUCUCUCGGCAUCACCAGGCUUCGCAGCUUGAGCCCCACACACAAUACCACAUUGUUAAUAUGGUGGAAAAUCUGGUAAAGAAGUAUCCAGAGAGUUGGCAUGUUCGUUUGCCUGUCAGCGUGCUGCGCUUCAACUGCAGUGUGCACCCAGAAACCAAACACAGACCUCUGUCACUCCACCGCAGUGAGGGAACUAAACCCUACACAUCACCCAGGGAUCAGCCACUCAGUGAAGAUGACCUUGCAAAAUACACCUUCAAAAUCCAGAAACCAAACCCUUUAAAAGAAAUCGAGGCACUAAAACGAAUAUUCCGAGAAUCCGCGGACUGCAUAGUCAUUUCAUAAAACAAAAAGCGGGGUCUUUUGUUUCCUCUGUUGCUAGUGUGCCUAAUGUGACCAGUGUGUGGCUUCAGACUGAAGGUCCAGUGAGGAAGAGGAAGCAGUACAGACUGCUGGGGCGAAGGAUG